CGUAUGCUUGCAUCGCGGCUGCAGCGCGCGAUGUGGCUGCGCUGUCGGACCAAGCGGGGUGAUCACAGAGGAUUAGGAGGCUGCCGCCUGUUUUGUGCUUUGGAUCUGCGUACGCGGCAGCCGAGGUGCUGCCGUUGCCUGCAAGGGAUUCCUACAUGGCUGGGUUGAUGUUGCUAGCCGUUAUGUCGCAGUCGCAGACAUCUUUCGUAACGCGAAGCUGGUCUGCCAACGGGCCUGGUACCUGAAGCGCCUCCUUGGGGAUCCUGCCACCUUCCAUUCUGUGUGCAUGACCAGGAUCGGCUUAGACAUCGCUGAGACAGAAGUGCUUCUUCUUCUUCUUCUUUGGUGAUCACUCGUAGCCAAGUUGACAGUAAAGAUGUGAAGUGGCAUGGAACGGCCGCCUAUUGCCGCCCUAUGCCUGGCGUUGUGUUUGGCGAUCCUGGCUCUUGCAAAACCUCCCGAGGCGUCUCUUUGCCAGAUCUCCCGCAAGGCGGCCACUUGCCGAGGUCAGAACCUGCUCCGAGUCCCUGGGGAUCUCCCCGGCACCCUGGAGUUGUUGGACCUAUCUUACAACAAGAUUCAGCAGGUCACCCGUGGGGAUUUUUCCACCUUGACCCAGCUGAAAAGCCUGAAUCUGGAUUUCAACAACAUCAUGUCUAUUGCGGACGAUUCCUUCGCCUCCAACGUCCUCUUGGAGCAGCUCAGACUCUUCAACAACUCGCUGACGGAGAUCCCGUCUCAGGCGCUGAAACCGCUGAGGAAUCUGAAGGUGCUGGAAAUGUCUAACAACUUUUAUCCCCGCUCGAAGCUGGACGGCGUGUUUGGCACUUUGAAAAACCUCGAAACCCUCUCCAUGGGGGGCCCUGCUGUCCACAUGGUAGGAAGCCAGGACUUCCUUCCUCUGAAAGACACCCCCUUGAAUAAGUUUGCCCUGAAAACGGCAGCCAGUUUGCAGGAGUAUCAAGAGGGGGCCUUUUCCAAACUCAAUACCACCGACUUGUGGUGUGACAUAUCACUGGAUAGACACACGGAGGUCUUGCCACUGCUGCUGCGGGACUUGAGGGGAAGGCCUCUGCGAUACCUCCAUUUCCGUAACCUCUUUGAGUUCACGUACUACACAGGCUCUACGGACCUCUUCCACGACUUGGCUGCGGUGGAGGCCACAGAGCUGGUCUUCCGCCGGGGGAAAUUCAACGAGAACUUGCUGCGUCUGAUCCUGCUGAACGUCCGGAGGUCUCGCGUGCAAGACCUGUCCUUCAUAGCUAUCGAUUUUGCACGGUCGCCCAAGUGGAAGGCGCCGGAAGCUGGCAUGUCCAACCUCACCCUGCGCCGGUUGGUUCUGGCGGACAUCAGCAACCCGGACGUCCUGCGUUUCGACUGGACCUUCACGUGGUUUGCGGGCGUGACGUACCUCUCCAUCAUCAACGUCAACUUCAACAUGGUGCCCUGUGACGCCUGGAAGGAGAUGAGGAACGUGGUGGCUUUGAACGUCUCCAACAACCGCUUGCAAGAUGGCUACGUCUACAACGAGGCCUGCCAGUUCCAGGGCACUCUGCCCAAGCUGGAACAUCUUGACCUCAGCUACAACUUAUUAGUCCACCUGAGCACACUGGCCAAGUUGACCUCCAGCUGGUCCCGACUCGCCAAACUCGAUCUGACCCACAAUCACAUUGGGGGCUCAGGUCGGUCCCCCUGUACAUGGACUCCCAGUCUCAUUUGGCUGGCCUUGUCUUACAACGCGGUUACCACGGAGAUCUUUCAGUGUCUCCCCACUACUUUGCACUUUCUGGACUUAUCGUACUCCCAGCUGGAACGGCUCGAUAUGGGCUACUUUGAGGUCGCUGUUGACCUCCAGGAGCUGCUGCUGAGUGGGAACAAGAUCAAAUUUAUCCCUACCGAGUGGAGAUGCCCGAACCUGAGGCUCCUGAAGAUGGACGGCAACUCUUUCGGCGUCAUCAGCAAAGGUUCCUUUGUCAACAUGCCCCGUCUUGCCCAACUGAAAGCGGGCAACAACCCUUACCACUGCAUCUGUGAUCUCUAUGGCUUUGUUCAAGAGACACUGAGGAAUGGGAAACUCAGGCUUCUGGACUGGCCGACUGGCUGGACCUGUUACCACCCUGAAUUCUUGCUGGACACUGCGGUGGCUGCUUACACCCCGAGGGUGACUGAGUGUGACGUCACAGUGGUGGUGGCCAUUGCGGUCUCCAUCACAGCCGCGGUGCUGAUCGCCUGCAUGGUUCUGUGCUGGAGGUUUGAUGUUCCGUGGUAUCUCAGGGCCACGUUCCAGAUCGUCCGCUCCAAGUACCGAGCCAGCCGCUCCCAGCUGUCGCGGCAGUUUGCCUACCACGCCUUCAUUUCCUACAGCUGCUCCGAUGCCGAAUGGGUGAGGCGAGAGCUCCUGCAGAGGCUGGAGGCUUCCUGCCCGCCGUACCGCGUCUGCAUCCACGAGCGCGACUUCACGCCGGGGCGCUGGAUUAUCGACAACAUCAUCGACAACAUGGAGAACAGCCGCAAGGUCAUCUUCGUCCUCUCUCGCAGCUUUGUCGACAGCGACUGGUGCAAUUACGAGCUCUACUUCGCCCACCAGCGGGCCGUGGGCCUGAGCUUCGAGGACGUCGUGCUGGUGGUGAAGGAAGCCAUUGACCUGCAGGCGUUGCCCAACAAAUUCUGCAGGUUACGGAAGAUGCUGAGCAUGAAGACUUACCUGGAGUGGCCUUUAGAUCACAGCCGGCAGGCCUUCUUCUGGGUCCAGUUGACAUCUGUCCUGGGUAAAGCCGAGGCGGUCAACUCAGACCCAAGCAAUGACCCAACUGAUGUGAAUGGGAUGGUUGACAUUCCUCUUGAGGUGGGUCCUAUAGCUGAAGAAAACUGUGUUGGACGGAGCUGAGUUAGACAAGGAUUAAUACAAGCCAAGGCUCAACCACUAGACUUAUUGUUCAGUCAUCUAUGUCUGACUUAGAAGUCUUGGGGUCAAUCCAAUAAGAUGCUCCAGGUGUGGAAGUGGGGGGGGGAAAGUGUUGGAGCCUAGGAAUUGGGCUUCCUCUUGGUCGAACUAGCUACCACUGACUGGCUUUCCUGGCAGAGAGGGAGCUGCUUUACUCAUUAAAAGGUAAAGGGGCCCCUGACCAUCAGGUCCAGUCGUGUCCGACUCUGGGGUUGCGGCGCUCAUCUCGCUCUAUAGGCCGAGGGAGCCGGCGUUUGUCCGCAGACAGCUUCCGGGUCAUGUGGCCAGCAUAACAAAGCUGCUUCUGGCGAGCCAGAGCAGCUCACGGAAACGCCGUUUAACUUCCCGCCAGAGCGGUCCCUAUUUAUCUACUUGCAUUUUGAUGUGCUUUCGAACUGCUAGGUGGGCAGAAGCUGGGACCGAGCAACGGGAGCUCACCCCGUCACAGGGAUUCAAACCUCCGACCUUCUGAUCAGCAAGCCCUAGGCUCUGUGGUUUAACCCACAGCACUCAUUGCCUGCAAGUAAACCAAGAUCUUUUUAAGUGGCGAUGCGAAGGACUGAACCA
This is a messenger RNA of Zootoca vivipara (common lizard), 3511 nucleotides long. Its product is annotated as toll-like receptor 2. Gene Ontology annotation, cellular component: plasma membrane. NCBI's taxonomy places the organism in Eukaryota, Metazoa, Chordata, Lepidosauria, Squamata, Lacertidae. Gene Ontology annotation, molecular function: protein binding; transmembrane signaling receptor activity. The record is from RefSeq and is a predicted model, not a curated record. Gene Ontology annotation, biological process: inflammatory response; immune response; toll-like receptor signaling pathway.